This is a messenger RNA of Nerophis lumbriciformis (worm pipefish), 2035 nucleotides long. It is a transcript of the gene glt8d1, whose product is annotated as glycosyltransferase 8 domain containing 1. Lineage: Eukaryota; Metazoa; Chordata; Actinopteri; Syngnathiformes; Syngnathidae. Gene Ontology annotation, cellular component: Golgi apparatus. Gene Ontology annotation, molecular function: glycosyltransferase activity. The record is from RefSeq and is a predicted model, not a curated record.
UUCAGACUGCAAAUAAUAUAGUCUUAACUUCUAGUCAGGCACGCCGCGGGAGACUAUUUGUACGGGCGAGUGGAGUUGAUGUUGAGUUGGCAGUUUGGUCCAAAUAUUUCCAGUGUUUUAUCUACUUGCUUUUUUACUUAGUUAACAUGUGCGCGGACGGUUAAAUGUUAUAACAUUUGUUUUUGCUACUUUGUAGUAGUGUAUUAGCCUCCCGCCGACUGCCAAAGUGGCUAACGUUGCCUCUCAGUGUCAGUAAUUGAAUAUAGACCAACACGGCAAUGAGGAAAGUUAACGUGGUCAUUCUUGUGCUGCUUGUCGUGGCUUUCCUGAUCAUAAUACAACGGAAUCUUCUUAACCUCAGCGACUUUUUACACAAAGAAAUCACACAUACUGGCGCCAUUCUUCCUUUUGAAGCUGAAUUAUCUCCAGACUUGAGAGUGGACGUGGAGAGGACAGGCGACCAGAUCCCUGUUGUCAUCAGUGCUGCUGAGGAGAGGCUAGGUGCUGCUGUUGCUGUUAUGAACAGCAUCUACCACAACACCAAGGCCAAUGUUGUCUUCACCAUUGUCACCCUGAAUGACACAGUGGAACACCUGAAGGCGUGGCUGAGUGUUCCCAGACUACAACAUAUCAAAUACAAGAUAGUUGUCUUCAAGCCUGAGCUGCUCAUUGGGAAGGUAGCUACAGACCCUCAGCUGGCGGAUACUACCAAACCGUUGACGUUUGCCAGAUAUUAUUUGCCUUCAUACCUGCCUGAGGCGGAGAAAGCCAUCUAUUUGGAUGAUGACAUCAUCGUGCAAGGGGAUAUUAAAGAGCUUUAUGAAAGCAGUUUAAAAUCUGGACAUGCAGCAGCCUUCUCUGACGACUGCGAUUCAGCUUCCGCUAAAGGCAUCGUUCGAGGGGCGGGAAAUCAGAAUAACUACAUAGGUUUCCUGGACUUCAAGAAGGAGUCCAUUAAGCAACUGGGGAUGAGGGCCAACACCUGCUCCUUCAACCCGGGAGUCAUGGUAGCCAACUUGACCGAGUGGAGGAACUUGAACAUCAGUGGUCAGCUGGAGCACUGGAUGCAGCUCAACAUGCAAGAAGACCUGUACAGUAAAACACUGGCAGAGAGCAUCAGCACUCCUCCUCUCCUCAUAGUUUUUUACAAACGUCACUCCACACUUGACCCCAUGUGGCAUCUUAGGCACCUUGGUGCUCCUGAAGCAAUGUUGUACUUCCGUGCCAUUUUGCAGGAAACAGUCUUCUUUGAAGUCUUUAAAGUGAAGUGUUCCCACACUUUUGACGACUUAGGUCGUACACUUUUCUCCAUUGAAGCAAUAACCUCAAGAUGUUUUUCCGCUGAACUAUCCGUACUGUUUUCCUGCGCCAUUUUUCAAAUGUUUCCAGACGGCGUCGUCACGUGAGCUGCACAUGACACAUCAUUGGCUAGCUUACGCCACCUCAUGAGACGUAGCCUCAGUUUUGUACUGUUUUUGUUCUUACUUUGAUUAUUGUUUCUCAGCUGUUUGUAAAUGUUGCAGUUUAUAAAUAAAGGUUUAUUUAAAAAAAAUAAAAAUAAAAAGCCUCCGCGCAUGCGCAUUGCAUAGUUCCAACGAAUCGAUGACUAAAUUAAUCAGCAACUAUUUUUAUUAUCGAUUUUAAUCGAUUACCGUAUUUUCCGCACUAUUAGCCGCACCUAAAAACCACAAAUUUACUCAAAAGCUGACAGUGCGGCUUAUAACCCGGUGCGCUUUAUAUAUGGAUUAAUAUUAAGAUUCAUUUUCAUAAAGUUUCGGUCUCGCAACUACGGUAAACAGCCGCCAUAUUUUUUCCCCGUAGAAGAGGAAGUGCUUCUUCUUCUACGCAAGCAACCGCCAAGGUAAGCACCUGCCCCCAUAGAACAGGAAGCGCUUCUUCUUCUACUGUAAGCAACCACCCGCCCGCGUAGAAGAAGAAGAAGAAGCGCGCGGAUAUUACGUUUCAUUUCCUUUGUGUGUUUACAUCUGUAAAGACCACAAAAUGGCUCCUACUAAGCGACAGGUUUCCGGUUCAU